Molecule: messenger RNA, 1221 nt
Organism: Babesia sp. Xinjiang
Lineage: Eukaryota; Apicomplexa; Aconoidasida; Piroplasmida; Babesiidae
Gene: yipf5
Product: Protein YIPF5
Exons: 5
Coding region: 1-1221 (406 amino acids)
Biological process (GO): endoplasmic reticulum to Golgi vesicle-mediated transport; vesicle fusion with Golgi apparatus
Cellular component (GO): trans-Golgi network
Source: RefSeq, a predicted model, not a curated record
AUGAAUUCACACAUUCGAAAUCGCAGGUUGCAUCCUGCACACAGUAAACAACAGGACCAUGCCUCUUCGAAGACUGACGAUAACGAUAAGACUUCGAAGCAUGGGAACUCCGUAAAACCGAUGAGUUUUGCGUCGAAAACUCCCACGACAACUUUUGAUGGCCCGUCCCAUCCUCCACCCUCGUCUGAUCAACGCGAAAAUGGAGCGACGAGCAAUAUAGGGGACAAUAAACCGGUGCAGAAUUCUGCAACAUCGCAGCAUAUAACGCAGAAACUACCAAGUACCAAUGCAUUCGGACAAACGGCGUACUCGAAAAAUCAUGAGAAAACUGAAGAACUGCAUGAUUAUCUCAACACUGGAGUUCAACGUUACUCCAUAGGGGAUUCGGAUGAUAAUAUGGCCCCAAUUAACACAACACGUUCAAACGGCAGCAACUCUGGAUUUGGUCUACAUCAAGCUGUCACGGAUACUUCUGUACCAAAUCCGUUCCAUACAACCAACAUACAACCUACCUGGCAGCCAUUACAACAAAAUGAUGCGCAAUCUCACUCUGUUCCCUUUGGCGCUAUGAACGUGAAACAGAACGCCGGGACAAACCAACCGCAAUUUCCUGUAGGAAACCUGACCGGUUGGCAAGGUAGUUUCACACAACAGAUGAAACAAAUCAGCGAGUAUUAUAUGUCGAAUGCGCAGGAAGAAGCCGAUGUCGCUGACCCGCCUCUCUUAGAGGAACUUGGGAUUGACCUAGAUGACAUCAUCAGACAUAUAAACUGUGUUUUGUUGUUCAAAAGUUGCAACAAUGGUGAAUUACAAUACGGGGAUUUCACCGGGCCGCUGCUGAUACUUUUAUUGUUUGCUGUAUCAAUGUUGAUAUCAUGCAACCUUAAUUUCGGCCUUGUAUAUGCAAUUGAAAUGAUAGGGACGUCAUGUAUGUAUAUACUAUUCAAUUUAUUAAGUCAAGACAUCUAUAUUGACAUGGUCAAGACUGCAAUUAUUUUGGGAUACUCCCUAUUACCUAUAUGUCUGGCUCCUAUCAUUUGGAUCUUUUCAAGGUUUGCUAAACCUGUAGCAACCGUACUGGUCUAUUUGUGCGUCAUAUGGAGCACGUCUACUGCCACGCGUCUGCUAGCAGCGGAGCUAAACAUGACUGGUAGGAAGUACCUCGUCCUCUACCCUACGUUUUUAUAUUACAUGUUCCUAGCUCAUGCUGCAAUGAACUAG